This is a messenger RNA of Puma concolor (puma), 557 nucleotides long. RefSeq names its product ribosomal protein S19 (gene RPS19). Gene Ontology annotation, cellular component: B cell receptor complex; external side of plasma membrane; membrane. NCBI's taxonomy places the organism in Eukaryota, Metazoa, Chordata, Mammalia, Carnivora, Felidae. Gene Ontology annotation, molecular function: structural constituent of ribosome; transmembrane signaling receptor activity; RNA binding. Gene Ontology annotation, biological process: translation; B cell differentiation; ribosomal small subunit assembly. The record is from RefSeq and is a predicted model, not a curated record.
CUCGCGAUACCCGACGCCCGACUUGUGCGCCCGGGAAACCCCGUUGCUCCCUUUCCCCUGGCUGGCAGCGCGGAGGCCGCACGAUGCCUGGAGUUACUGUAAAAGACGUGAACCAGCAGGAGUUCGUCAGAGCUCUGGCAGCCUUCCUCAAAAAGUCUGGGAAGCUGAAAGUCCCUGAAUGGGUGGACACUGUCAAGCUGGCCAAGCAUAAAGAGCUUGCUCCCUACGAUGAGAACUGGUUCUACACACGAGCUGCUUCCACAGCACGGCACCUGUACCUCCGGGGUGGCGCUGGAGUCGGCUCCAUGACCAAGAUCUACGGAGGACGUCAGAGAAAUGGGGUCAUGCCCAGCCACUUUAGCAGAGGCUCCAAGAGCGUGGCCCGCAGGGUCCUCCAAGCCCUAGAGGGGCUGAAAAUGGUGGAAAAGGACCAAGAUGGGGGACGCAAACUGACACCUCAGGGACAGAGAGAUCUGGACAGAAUCGCCGGACAGGUGGCAGCUGCCAACAAGAAGCAUUAGAACAAAUGCUGGGUUAAUAAAUUGCCUCAUUCGUAA